AAGGGUACAAAAAGAGCGGCGUUCGGGGUGUUCCACACAAAGGAAUUGCCCCGCUUUUCCGCCCCUCCCAUGAUCGGCGCUCCCACGCUGACCACCGCCUCUCGCACUCCCCUCCUCUCGCGCGAUCUCAUCUCCUCACCUCACUCCUCGCCUCCUCCGCUAAUGCACUCGCCCGGGAUCGCGGGCGCAAACGGGAUGGCCGGUGACGACGGCAGCAGCGGGGGCGGGGGCGGGGGCGGCGACGGCGGAGGCAACCGGGAGGAGGAGGUCCAGAUACAGAUCUCAGGAUCAUCCAAAGCUGCAACUUCAUCUUCUAACGAAACAGGUCCUCAAACCUCUCCAACUAAGCAUUGGCAUUGGUGGUUGAUGGUAGCUCUAAACAUUUUCCUCCUCAUUGCUGGUCAGACAGCAUCGACACUCCUUGGUAGGUUCUACUACAAUCAAGGCGGCAAUAGCAAGUGGAUGUCCACAUUUGUCCAAACUGCUGGCUUUCCUGUGUUGUUCAUUGCCCUCUAUUUAUUCCGUUCAAAAUCACCUUCUACACAAACAUCCACCAGUAGCCCUGAGAUUCCUGUCACCAAAAUUACCCUGAUAUAUAUUUCCUUGGGCCUCAUCAUUGCUGCAGACGACUUGAUGUAUUCCUAUGGCCUAUUGUAUCUUCCUGUAUCAACAUAUUCGCUCGUAUGUGCUAGUCAGUUGGCCUUCAAUGCUGUCUUCUCAUAUGUCCUCAAUGCUCAAAAGUUCACCACAUUGAUUUUCAACUCUGUAAUCCUCCUUACCUUUUCUGCUGCACUCCUUGGAGUUGACGAAGAUUCUCAGGGUACUAAUGGUUUCUCGCAUGGGAAGUACAUAUUGGGUUUCUUGUUGACACUAGGAGCAUCAGCCACAUACUCCCUCAUUCUCUCCCUGAUGCAAGUUACAUUUGAGAAGGUCAUUAAGAGGGAGACUUUCUCAAUUGUGUUGAACAUGCAGAUAUAUACAUCACUAGUGGCAACAAUAGCUUCUCUUAUCGGGUUAUUUGCAAGUGGUGAAUGGAAAACUUUAGAGGGAGAGAUGCAUGCCUUCAGCUCAGGGAGGCUGUCCUAUGUGAUGACACUUACGUGGACUGCUAUAUGUUGGCAGAUAGCUUCCGUCGGAGUGGUGGGGUUGAUAUUUGUGGUGUCAUCACUCUUUUCAAAUGUGAUAAGCACACUAGCUCUACCCAUCAUUCCAGUUUUUGCUGUCAUUUUCUUCCACGACAAGAUGGAUGGAGUGAAGAUUAUUGCUAUGCUGAUUGCCAUCUGGGGAUUUAUUUCAUAUGGCUACCAGUUAUAUGUUGAUGACAAGAAAGCUAGGAAGACUUCAGUCAGUGUGGAGGAGAAUUCUUAAGUGCUUGUUACAUUGUUCUCUGCAGCUCCUGCCAAUUUAAUGUAUUAGUAUUGAGCGAGGUACCAGUAGUUAUUUAGUCCAUCUAAAGAUAUCACGUUGCACAUUUUUUUGGUAUAUACCUCUAUUAGUUUUUUUCUAUGUAAGGUUGUAUUAUCACGGAAAAUAAAAGGAUAAGAAUUAUUUUUCAGAGACA
Molecule: messenger RNA, 1561 nt
Organism: Phragmites australis (common reed)
Lineage: Eukaryota; Viridiplantae; Streptophyta; Magnoliopsida; Poales; Poaceae
Product: probable purine permease 11
Exons: 2
Coding region: 70-1368 (432 amino acids)
Cellular component (GO): membrane
Molecular function (GO): purine nucleoside transmembrane transporter activity
Source: RefSeq, a predicted model, not a curated record